Molecule: messenger RNA, 567 nt
Organism: Auanema sp. JU1783
Lineage: Eukaryota; Metazoa; Nematoda; Chromadorea; Rhabditida; Rhabditidae
Source: the annotation of a GenBank genome assembly
AUGCCAGUCCAACCUCGCGUUGACAGAAUAAAAACUAUAUAUUCUGCUGCGAAAGCUUUAAAUUACGGCUGGAGAUUCACAGACUUUCUGAAAACUCCAUCCCAUAAUGGAGUCUCAAAAUACAUUCCUCAAUUACACAGAAUCACAUUCAGAUUUUGUAAGCAAAGUGAAAGCAGUGUUGGAAUGAGAAACUUUUUAGAGAAUAGAGCAGUUGCACUAGGUGAAACGGAGCCUUCAGUAGUAAUAUAUGCUCAACCAGUCCGCAAUAGUAAUCCUACAAUACGAGCAGAGUAUGCUAAUGGAAGGGUCAUCCAGAUAAAUGCUAAAAACCUAUCAGCAUCACAAAUCGAAAAAGAUAUUAAUCUUCUCUAUUCACGUUCAGGUGAACCUGUUGUGAAGCUAGAGAGUAGACAAUCAGCUCUCGUUCCUUCAGUUCAGGGCGAAUGGACACCUGUAACUUGGAUAUCAAGCAAGUUGAAUGUGGCGGAAUUCCCUUCCACUGACUUCGGCGAUAAGAAAACUUGUAAGGUGUCCGCCUCAGAUUAUGUUUUAAAGAAUGGUAUCUAG